UUGAGUUACGAGUUAUGCUCACUAAAACAAGUGUAUGCACACGGCGACAGCACCUUACAUUAGGUUGAGCAAAUAAAACUUUACCAUGGAGAAGAGGACUUUUGUCUCAGCCCUGUUUUGUCUCGUGUGGUCAGCUGCUGCUGCCAUGCAGGUUGACAUCCCUCAGGAUCAGUAUGAGUUUGCCAGAGGAGACAACGUCACUCUGCCCUGCACAUUUAAAAGCGCUCUACCCAAUCCACCACUGGCCGUUAUCACAUGGUCUGCUGGUGAGGACGUGAUUCUCACCUACUAUCAUCCCAGUGGAGACAUAGACGUAGACAUUAAAUCAGAGGGUCGGGUGUCUGUGGAUGCAAAUAUUAAUGGUGGAUCUGGGAAAGCUGACCUUAAGGUUUCCUCUGUCACAUCGGCAGACAACAACAAAUAUAAGUGUCACGUCCAGAUCCCCAAAGACCUCGGAGGCAAAGUUGCUGACACAGCAACAUUGACUGUUCUAGUGGCUCCAUCUAAACCCAUCUGCAAGAUUCAGGGUACAGCAUCGUACGGCCAAAACAUCAACCUCACCUGUGUUUCUGAGGAAGGGUCUCCUUCUCCAACUUACAAGUGGAACAGUUAUGAUGUCCUAAACAAUCCUCGUUCUCAUGACCCCAGAACCACUGAUAAGGGAGGCAUCCUGUCUCUGUACAACAUCACCAAAGAAACCUCCGGAUUCUACAUCUGCACCUCACAAAACAAGAUUCGUUCAGCUUCCUGCAACCUCACAGUCUCAAUCUUACCACCAUCCAUGAACAUCGGUUCAGCUGCAGGAAUCACUGGAGGAGUCAUCGCAGCUUUGCUCUUACUGAUUGUUAUUAUCUUUUAAUUUUGCUGCCGAAAGAAGGAUGACAACAAGGAGAAUUAUGCCAUGGAACCAUAAUAAAUAUAUAUUUUUCCACUCCUUUAGCUCUAAACAAGACCCAAGACAUUUAAAGUCUCACAGAACUCAGAUUAAUAGAUCCAUGAAUUAGAUUUUGCAUUCACACGACAGAAACUUUUUAGAUUUCUGGUAUUUUUUAUAUCAAAUUUUGUGUUAUCUCUUGACUUGGGGACGUUGUAAAGGUUUGUCCGUGAAACAUGCUUUAGUAAAUUCACUUUAUU
This is a messenger RNA of Gambusia affinis (western mosquitofish), 1134 nucleotides long. RefSeq names its product cell surface A33 antigen-like. Gene Ontology annotation, cellular component: plasma membrane. Bases 86 to 859 code for a protein of 257 amino acids. The transcript has 6 exons. The record is from RefSeq and is a predicted model, not a curated record. NCBI's taxonomy places the organism in Eukaryota, Metazoa, Chordata, Actinopteri, Cyprinodontiformes, Poeciliidae.